This is a messenger RNA of Pollicipes pollicipes, 2677 nucleotides long. Its product is annotated as degenerin unc-8. The coding region runs from base 1 to 2631 and encodes 876 amino acids. The transcript has 19 exons. Gene Ontology annotation, cellular component: plasma membrane. NCBI's taxonomy places the organism in Eukaryota, Metazoa, Arthropoda, Thecostraca, Pollicipedomorpha, Pollicipedidae. Gene Ontology annotation, biological process: sodium ion transmembrane transport. Gene Ontology annotation, molecular function: ligand-gated sodium channel activity. The record is from RefSeq and is a predicted model, not a curated record.
AUGACUGGGCGCAGCUCGGCGAAGGUCCACCCGGCGCCGACGCCGGCUGAAGGGUCGCCGCCGGCCGCUCAGCCCGCCCAGCCGACGGCCAAGAACGACCCCGAAAUGGGAAACAUCGAGGACCAAGGAGAGGAGCAGGAGGAGCCCGAAUGGGCGCAAAAGUGGCUCUCCACCCACAACAAGAGGGAGAAGCUUCACGCCUUCGCGCAGUACAUCCAGCGCGUGCAGGACCUGGGCGAGGGCCCCGUCAAUGACCCGACGCCAGAGCAGCGGCACGCCACGUCCUACUGGCUGACGCGACGCUUCUUCCUGGACCGGUGCUCCGCGCACGGCGUGCCGCACAUUGUGCGCCACGACGGCCUCUGUCGCAAGCUGGGCUGGAUGCUGAUGGUGCUGCUCGCUCUUGGCGGGCUCGGCUACCAGGUGCACGGCACCCUCACCGAGUUCCUCGGCUACCCCAAGAAGGUCACCAUCGAGGUGCUAGAGGAAACCGAGCCCACGUUUCCAGCUAUCACAAUAUGCAACUUUAACAUACUCAGCGUAGACAAAAUGAAGACCUUGGAAAAAUACCGGGAAAUUGCGGACAUUGAGAGGGAGAUAACUUCGCAACGCCUUGAUUGUGCGGCAUAUCAAGACGAAUUCAACGGCUUUUACUCAACGGAAGAUGAUUACGACUUGGUGGGGGAAGACUACUGGGACUAUGCAGAAAACCAUGAGUACGAGUAUGAAUCGCCGGAUGGAGAGGAUUCAGAGGAAGGAGAACACACGAGUCAGGCUCCAGACGAAGCUGAUGGCGCCGCCGAAUCAGCAGAGCCCACCUUCUACGAGGUGUCCACACAGCCGGGAGUCGGCAAGAAGGAAGGUGCCGACUCGACGGAAUCGAUUGGCGCGACGGGCCAAACCGCUGAUGACGUCACCGAGGCCGUGACCGAAGCGGCUGGCGGGUCCGUCAGACGACGGCGCCAGGUGCGGACCACUGGUCCUCCACGGGGUGGCAGGAGUACCUCGCCCAGACCGUCCGGUGGGAGCGGCGGCGCCGCUCGGCCUCCGGGCUCCACCGGCCGGGCGCGGCUGACCGGCCGGCGGCUGCAGUCGGCGCCGCCGGAGCACCGUCCGAGGACCGCCGCCAGGCGGCGCAGGGAGGCUCCGGGCAGGGCUCAGAACUAUGGUGGGGAUAUGAUGCAGCCCUGGAUGUUCAAGAACGGCAUCGAAGGCGUUGACGACGGAAACGGAUCAAUGACGUUCUUCGAUCCCACAUGCAGGUGUGAAAUGACAUGCGACGCAUACGGCUGCUACCAGUCCGACUCCGUAUUCGAUGAUCUGGGGGACAACAAGAGCUUUAGGAAGCUGCUGGAAAAGCUCAAGACCAAUGACGGCGACCUGAAGAUGUUGCGGCGGGCGUUCACUCCCUCCGCGGACGAGAUGAAGCAGUACGGCAUAAAGAGCUCGCAGUUCAUCACCUCCUGCUCUCUGGACAACACCAAGUGUACCCACGAGGACUUCCAUCGAUGGCAGAGCGAUGGUUAUGGAAACUGCUUCACCUUUAACUCUGGCUUCCGCUACAAGAAAGUGGGGAGGAAGUGGAUGCAUCAAACGCCAAACAAGACCAGGUCCUAUGGAUCCCAGUCCGGUCUGCGCGUGACGCUGAAUGUCGACCCGAAACGGUACGCCUCGCUGCUGACGCCGGACGUGGGCGUGCGCGUGCUGAUCCACCCGCCCGACCAGCUGCCCUUCCCGGAGGAGAAGGGCUUCAGCGUGCUGCCCGGCCUGACCACCAUCGUCGGCAUGCGGCGGAAGCGGAUCGAUCGCGUGGGACCGCCGCACGGCACGUGCCGCUCCACUGCCGAGUGGGGUGACAAGACCAAAUACACGCCCACGGCGUGCCGCAAGCGCUGUCAGGAGGCGGACAUCCGAGAGACAUGCAACUGCGCCGAUUCGGUGAACAAGGCGCUGACGCUCGGCCUGCCGUCUGACCUGCCGCCCUGCAAUCCGCUGACCAGCCUGGAGGACGAUCGGUGUCGGCAGCGGGUCAAGUCGAAAUACGCCCACGGUGUCAGCACCUGUGACUGCCCCCCAGCCUGUGUGGAGGAUCGAUAUGAUCAGACCGUCUCCAUGAAUCUCCCCAAUAAGAUCUACUACAAGAUCAUCAGGAACAUCACGGACGGCUAUGCUGGCGGAGAUAUCUGUGAUACGUCCGAGAUUUCGAACAACACGAUCCGACUCCAGCUGUUCCUAGAGGAUCUCUCAUACGAAAGCAUCCACGAGUCGGCGGCCUACUCAUUGGAGGCGCUCAUCUCCAACAUCGGUGGCUUGAUGGGGCUGUUCGUGGGCAUCUCGGCACUGACGCUGGUCGAGUUCAUCGAGUACGCGAUGGAGCUAGUGACCAACGGCUGCCGUAACUGCUGCAGCAGCUCAGCCAGCAAACGCUCCGGCAUCCGGCGCGUCGAGGUGCUGCCCCCAGACCAGCAGACCGGCAUGCAAUACAUCCGCGUGGUCCACAAGUUUGAGGUACCUCAGGAGACAGAGGUGCGCGACUGGCCGCAGCCGACUCUGGUCGACCGCCAGAUGAGCACCAUGGUCACCGUGCCAGUCAACGGGCCCGACAACAAGGCCUGGAUGAAGGUCAAGUGAACGGGCCGGGCGGGCGCGCCGGGCGUCGGCGCUGACGUCGCCGGUG